GGUAAGUAACUGAAAAUAAGCAGCAGAAAUGGCAGAGAAAAUGGAGAGCUCUGAUCAUGAUACAGGGACAGGAGGAGGAGGAGGAGAGAGUAAAUCUGUUGCUUCUCAGGUUCCAUUUCAAGAUUUCUGUGGACUGUUAGAGAGGAUCCAGUCGUUAAGUGGAACUGAGCGAAAGAAGACCAGUCUGGACCGGUUCAUUAAACAAUGGAGGGACACACACAACAAGCUCCACCUACCUGGUACCAUCCAUUCCGAUAGUUUCUAUCCAGCCAUGCGUCUGUUACUACCAUAUUUGGACAGACAGAGACCCGCCUACGGACUGAAGGAGGUAUCACUAGCUAAGCAGUACAUAGACAUAUUGAAGAUAGCUAAAGACAGCCCUGAUGCUAAGAAACUGUUAAACUAUAGAACACCUCAUGCUGCUAAACACGAUGCAACUGAUUUUGCUGGAGUAGCUUACUUUGUCCUAAGGAACCGUUGCCCUGAGAAGGGAAGUCUAUCAAUGGAACAGGUUAAUCAAUGCUUGGAUGAGCUGGCCCUAUCUAAUGUCACUAAGGACAGAGGAGGAGUGAAGAAAUCUCUUCAACAUUUAUUAAGAAACACCUCAGCACAGGAGCAGAAGUGGCUCAUAAGAAUAAUAAUGAAGGAGCUAAAGAUAGGACUGAGUGAGAACUCAAUCCUUACAGUGUUUCAUCCUGACGGACAGGACCUGUUCAGUGUCACUAGCAACCUCGAGAAGGUAUGUGUUGAUCUACACUCUCCUACUGUUAGAUUGAAUGAGGCAGCCAUUAGCUACUUCACUCCAUUCAGACCAAUGCUUGGACAGAGAGCCACCAUAGACCAGGUCGUUAAGCUAAUGGAUCACCAGCCUUUCUUUAUUGAGAAUAAGUUUGAUGGUGAGAGGAUUCAGUUACACAAGCAACACGGACAGUAUCGGUAUUACUCCAGGAGUUCUCGUGAGUACACCUCCACCUUUGGUGGGACGGAAAGAGAAGGAUCCUUCACUCCUAACAUACACAAGGCUUUUAACAGCAAGGUUCACUCCUGUAUACUGGAUGGAGAGAUGGUUGGGUGGGACAAGGAGACUGAGUCUUACCUUCCAAAAGGAGAGAAUGUUGAUGUAAAGACACUAGCCCCUGUUAGUGAAGGAGGAGGAGGAGGAGAGAAUGGUGUGCAGCCGUGUUUUGUUGUGUUCGAUGCAUUAAUGAUCAAUGAGACUAACCUUGCUAACUGCCCACUGAGGGAAAGAGUAGAGCAUCUUAACAAGGUAUUUGAAGUGGUUCCUGGUUGCUUACAUAAAGCAGAAAGAAUUGAAAGAUCAACAAAGGAGGAUGUGAUCCUGUCACUGAAUGAAGCCAUUGACAGAAGAGAGGAAGGACUAGUCAUUAAACAACCUUCUUCAUUGUACAAACCAGACAAAAGAAAAGGUAGUGGUUGGUUGAAGAUCAAACCUGAUUAUGUUGAUUCACUCAGUGAUGAUCUUGAUCUACUGAUCAUCGGAGGAUAUUUUGGGGUUGGACGUAGGGCCGGAAUGAUAUCCCAUUUCAUGUGUGGAGUAGCUGUACCUCCUGCCAUCAAGGGAGACAAACCAACAGUGUUUCAUUCAUUUUGUAAAGUUGGCUCUGGCUACACUAUGAAUGAGUUGAGAGAGCUGGGUCACAAGUUGAAGCCACACUGGAGGAAGUUUGAUACCAAGAGACCACCGGAAUCAGUUAUACUAGCACCUGGUUUUAAAGAGAAACCUGAUCUUUGGAUUGAACCAAAGGAUGCUAAGAUUGUUCAAAUCAGAGCAGCUGAGAUCAUUGUAUCUGACAAGUACAGGACAGGUUGUACCUUAAGGUUUCCAAGGUUAGAGAGAGUGAGAGAGGAUAAAGAAUGGUUUGAUUGUAUGUCACUAGAUGAACUGGAGGACCUUAAAAGAGUAGCCUCAGGUCAUUUAGCUCAUCGUCAUUAUGAGGAGGGGGAGGGGGAGGAACUCACCACGUCCAAAAAGAGAAGGAGAGUGACUAGGAUAGAUAGACCAGCUGGUGUUGCCUCACAGUUCAGACAUACUGAUGUAUCCAGUGUGGAGGAGGUAUCUUCAAUGUUUGCUGGUAAGCAGUUCUGUGUUAUUAAUGGAACUCCGUCUUUCAGUAAACAAUAUAUUGAGACUAAGAUUGCUGAGCACGGAGGUACUUUUGUACAGAAUCCAACUACAGAUACUUAUUGUGUGCUGGUUCAUAAACUGGUCGUUAAGGCUAAUAAUAUUAUCAGUAAAGGUAUUUAUAAUGUGGUCAUGAUCCAAUGGCUCCUGGACUGUCUGGAGACCGGGAGGUGUCUGCCAUUGAAGCCCUCACUGAUGUAUAGCACAUCCUCUGAGACUGCUAGCAAGUUCUCUGAAAUAUAUGAUAAGUAUGGUGAUAGUUAUAUUCAUGAUACUAGCGAGACAACUUUGAGGGAAAUAUUCGAUAAAAUGAAAGACAAAAGGAGUUGUUCUGCUGAUGAAAUUGCUAAAAUGGAGUUUGAGUAUUUUCCAAAUGAAUCAGCCAAAGGACUCUUCAGACAUUUUAAGUUCUAUUUUGAUAAAUAUGAAGUCAUUAAUGAUCCUUCAACAGUAAUAAUAAACUCAUCAUUGUCACUGCCAGAAUUAGAUGCAAGACUGUGUGGUGGUACAGUAACUGAUGACUUCAAUGAAUCAGUGACUCACGUCGUGUUUGAUAAAAGUGACCUGCAGAGACUGUCCAGUUUAAGGUUGAAGCAGAAGUCACAUGCAAAGAAAAGUCACUUUAUAACCAGUGACUGGAUCAGUGCCUGUAUUGAACACAAGUAUUGUAAGAAUGAAAGACUAUUUGAACCAAUAGUUACAACAAAAGAUUGAUUAUUAAUUAUUAUUUUUAAGUACAUUAUUUUAAAAGUGUAUUUCCGUGUUGAUCCCUCC
This is a messenger RNA of Amphimedon queenslandica, 2917 nucleotides long. RefSeq names its product DNA ligase 4-like. Gene Ontology annotation, cellular component: DNA-dependent protein kinase-DNA ligase 4 complex; DNA ligase IV complex. Bases 29 to 2857 code for a protein of 942 amino acids. Lineage: Eukaryota; Metazoa; Porifera; Demospongiae; Haplosclerida; Niphatidae. Gene Ontology annotation, biological process: double-strand break repair via nonhomologous end joining; nucleotide-excision repair, DNA gap filling; DNA biosynthetic process. The record is from RefSeq and is a predicted model, not a curated record. Gene Ontology annotation, molecular function: ATP binding; DNA binding; DNA ligase (ATP) activity. The transcript is spliced from 29 exons.